AUGUUGUCUAUAUUUAGACGGUGGUGGGGGCUGUGUGGAGGUGGUGGGGGUGUAUGGAGGUUGUGGUGGGGGGGUCCAGCUGCCAGCUGGUGGCUCGUGUCCGCGGACAGGGCGGCCGCUGUGGGCGUGCAGGCUGCACCGCCCCGCCGUCCUCUUCUCUCCUCUCCUCUCCUCGCCGCUCCUCAUCUGUCCCCCGCGCCCCCCUCCCCCGCGCCGCUCCCCCCUGGUUAUUCUCGGACCGGUGGCGGCAGGCGGGGCGACAGUCGCCCGCGUGACGCGCAACGAAUAACACGCGCGGAUCCAAAAACAAACAGCGACGGUCGCGGAAAAUGCAUUUUCCGGGUGCAAGGCGCAGGCGGUGCGGUGCGGCGCGGUGUUGGGGUCGCCGGGGGUGUGCGGGGGUGCGCGGGGCGCGGGCCGGGGGUGAGGGGAGGGGGUGUCGAGAAGGGUGCAAGCAAUGAUGGACAUCGUAUUGAUUUCUAUCUGGCCGCUCCUCCCUUAUCGUGGUGGUGCAGGGCGCGCGCCAUCGAUCGUCGUUGCACCGUGUCUCCAUCCCCCGGGGUGUCCCGCGGCCGAGCUGGUCUCCGGCGACCCCAGUGCGUGUUGUUAUCGUUCACGUCCUCACUCGCCUCGCCUCACGUGGACCGAUAUUCAGAUUUAAUAUUUUUUAAUGAUUUUCGAAAACGAGCAAAAAUCCGAACAUCCACAUCUCUUACAGACAAAAGCAGCUUUAAAGACGGAACAACCCUAUAUGAUAUAGUGAUAAAAGGAAGAGAGGAAGAGCGAGGAGAGUGUCCAUCUCCUGAUAAAGUGACAGUCGCUAAGGUGGCGUCCAUAACUAGCCGCGUGGAAUGCGCUGGCGCGGAGUAUAGCGCGCGGGCACGAGCAGACGGCGCCCUGCCGCCCUCCGAGCACGCCAUGGCCACCGACACCGGUCAGUAA
Molecule: messenger RNA, 942 nt
Organism: Danaus chrysippus (African queen)
Lineage: Eukaryota; Metazoa; Arthropoda; Insecta; Lepidoptera; Nymphalidae
Source: the annotation of a GenBank genome assembly